AUGCCUUCCUUCCUCAAGUCUAUGCUGCUGGCCGGCGUCGCUGCGACUAGCGUCAUGGCCCAAGAUGCCAUCAACUACGUCCAAAACUACAACGGCAAUGCUGCAGCAUUCUCUUACCAAGAGUCUGCUGGUACCUACACUGCCAAGUGGUCCGGCAACACCGACUUUGUUGUCGGUCUUGGUUGGUCGACUGGUGCGGCCCGCAACAUCCAGUACUCUGCCACCUACAGCGCUUCCGGCUCUGGCUCUUACCUCGCUGUGUACGGCUGGGUGAACUCCCCCCAAGCUGAGUACUACAUCGUCGAGUCUUACGGUUCCUACAACCCCUGCUCUGGUCAACAGAACCUUGGUACGAUCUCCUCCGAUGGGGGCUCGUACACCUUCUGCACAGACACCCGCACCAAUCAGCCCUCGAUCACCGGUACCAGCACCUUCACCCAGUACUGGUCCGUCCGCCAGACCCAGCGCACCAGCGGAACCAUCACCGUAGGCACGCACUGGAACACCUGGAAGCAGCACGGCUUCGGCUCGAGCUACAACUUCCAGGUCAUGGCUGUUGAAGCCUUCUCCGGCUCCGGGUCCGCCUCCGUCAAGGUCGCUGCCGUUGCCGCCGGCGCUGCUUCUUCUGCCGUCUCCUCUGCCCCUGUUGCUUCGUCCACUGCUAUCAAGGCCACUUCCACCAAGGCUAGCUCCGUGGCACCUACCACAGUCGCCCCCACCAGCGCUCACCAGACCACUACCGCGCCGACUGCCUCGGUCAGCAUCCCAGCUGGCUGCACCGUCAAGUACUUCACCGCAUAG
This is a messenger RNA of Recurvomyces mirabilis, 801 nucleotides long. RefSeq lists its product as uncharacterized. NCBI's taxonomy places the organism in Eukaryota, Fungi, Ascomycota, Dothideomycetes, Mycosphaerellales, Teratosphaeriaceae. Gene Ontology annotation, molecular function: hydrolase activity, hydrolyzing O-glycosyl compounds. Bases 1 to 801 code for a protein of 266 amino acids. Gene Ontology annotation, biological process: xylan catabolic process. The record is from RefSeq and is a predicted model, not a curated record. The transcript has 3 exons.